GCCCCCCGGUCCCGCAGGGUGAACGGGUGCUACGAGGCGCUGUCGGGCGGCAGCACCUCCGAGGGCUUCGAGGACUUCACGGGCGGCGUCACCGAGUGGUUCGACCUGCGGCGCCCGCCCGGCGACCUCUUCAACAUCAUCCUCAAGGCGCUGGAGCGCGGCUCCCUGCUCGGCUGCUCCAUCGACAUCACCAGCGCCUUCGACAUGGAGGCCGUGACCUUCAAGAAGCUGGUGAAGGGCCACGCCUACUCCGUGACCGGCGCCAAGCAG
Corapipo altera (White-ruffed manakin) is the source of this 270-nucleotide messenger RNA. RefSeq names its product calpain-1 catalytic subunit-like. Lineage: Eukaryota; Metazoa; Chordata; Aves; Passeriformes; Pipridae. Gene Ontology annotation, biological process: proteolysis. Gene Ontology annotation, cellular component: cytoplasm. Gene Ontology annotation, molecular function: calcium-dependent cysteine-type endopeptidase activity. The record is from RefSeq and is a predicted model, not a curated record. The transcript has 2 exons. The annotation marks the transcript as partial.